Helianthus annuus (common sunflower) is the source of this 2115-nucleotide messenger RNA. Its product is annotated as beta-fructofuranosidase, soluble isoenzyme I. The record is from RefSeq and is a predicted model, not a curated record. Bases 77 to 1969 code for a protein of 630 amino acids. The transcript has 7 exons. NCBI's taxonomy places the organism in Eukaryota, Viridiplantae, Streptophyta, Magnoliopsida, Asterales, Asteraceae. Gene Ontology annotation, biological process: carbohydrate metabolic process. Gene Ontology annotation, molecular function: hydrolase activity, hydrolyzing O-glycosyl compounds.
AUAAACCCUCAUCUUCACACACCACAACACACUUAAGUGCGUGUACAUAAUAAAGAAAAAACCCUCCUGCCACCACAUGAUGGCUUCAUCCACCACCACCACCCCUCUCAUUCUCCAUGAUGACCCUGAAAACCUCCCAGAACUCACCGGAUCUCCGACAACUCGUCGUCUAUCCAUCGCAAAAGUGCUUUCGGGGAUCCUUGUUUCGGUUCUAGUUACAUGUGCUCUUGUUGCUUUAAUCAACAACCAAACAUAUGAACCACCCGCGGCCACCACAUUCGCAACUCAGUUGCCAAAUAUUGAUCUGAAGCGGGUUCCAGGAAAGUUGGAUUCGAGUGCUGAGGUUGAAUGGCAACGAUCCGCUUAUCAUUUUCAACCCGACAAAAAUUUCAUUAGUGAUCCUGAUGGCCCAAUGUAUCACAUGGGAUGGUACCAUCUAUUCUAUCAGUACAACCCUGAAUCUGCCAUCUGGGGCAACAUCACAUGGGGCCACUCGGUAUCGAAAGACAUGAUCAACUGGUUCCAUCUCCCUUUCGCCAUGGUUCCUGACCAUUGGUACGACAUCGAAGGUGUCAUGACGGGUUCGGCUACAGUCCUCCCUAAUGGUCAAAUCAUCAUGCUUUACACGGGCAACGCGUACGAUCUCUCCCAAGUACAAUGCUUGGCAUACGCUGUCAACUCGUCGGAUCCCCUUCUUAUAGAGUGGAAAAAAUAUGAAGGUAACCCUGUCUUGUUCCCACCACCAGGAGUGGGCUACAAGGACUUUCGGGACCCAUCCACAUUGUGGUUGGGCCCUGAUGGUGAAUAUAGAAUGGUAAUGGGGUCCAAGCACAACGAGACUAUUGGAUGUGCUUUGAUUUACCAUACCACUAAUUUUACGCAUUUUGAAUUGAAAGAGGAGGUGCUUCAUGCAGUCCCACAUACUGGUAUGUGGGAAUGUGUUGAUCUUUACCCAGUGUCCACCGUACACACAAACGGGUUGGACAUGGUGGAUAACGGGCCAAAUGUUAAAUACGUGUUGAAACAAAGUGGGGAUGAAGAUCGCCAUGAUUGGUAUGCAAUUGGAAGUUAUGAUGUGGUGAAUGAUAAGUGGUACCCGGAUGACCCGGAAAAUGAUGUGGGUAUUGGAUUAAGAUAUGAUUUUGGAAAAUUUUAUGCGUCCAAGACUUUUUAUGACCAACAUAAGAAGAGGAGGGUCCUUUGGGGCUAUGUUGGAGAAACCGAUCCCCAAAAGUAUGACAUUUCAAAGGGAUGGGCUAACAUUUUGAAUAUUCCAAGAACCGUCGUUUUGGACACAAAAACCAAAACCAAUUUGAUUCAAUGGCCAAUCGAGGAAACCGAAAACCUUAGGUCAAAAACGUACGAUGAAUUUAAAGACGUGGAGCUUCGACCCGGGUCACUCGUUCCCCUUGAGAUAGGCACAGCCACACAGUUGGAUAUAGUUGCGACAUUCGAAAUCGACCAAAAGAUGUUGGAAUCAACGCUAGAGGCCGAUGUUCUAUUCAAUUGCACGACUAGUGAAGGCUCGGUUGCAAGGGGUGCGUUGGGACCGUUUGGUGUGGUGGUUCUAGCCGAUGCCCAACGCUCCGAACAACUUCCUGUAUACUUCUAUAUCGCAAAAGAUAUCGAUGGAACCUCACGAACUUACUUUUGUGCCGAUGAAACAAGAUCAUCCAAGGAUGUAAGCGUAGGGAAAUGGGUGUACGGAAGCAGUGUUCCUGUCCUCCCAGGCGAAAAGUACAAUAUGAGGUUAUUGGUGGAUCAUUCGAUAGUGGAGGGAUUUGCACAAAACGGGAGAACCGUGGUGACAUCAAGAGUGUAUCCAACAAAGGCGAUCUACAACGCUGCGAAGGUGUUUUUGUUCAACAACGCGACUGGGAUCAGUGUGAAGGCGUCGAUCAAGAUCUGGAAGAUGGCGAAAGCAGAACUCAAUCCUUUCCCUCUUCCUGGGUGGACUUUUGAACUUUGAUGGUUAGAUUUUGGACCCUAUAUAGUUAUUAUCAUGAAGCAUAAGUUUGGACUGGAGGGGGUAUUAUUGUAAUUUUAUAUGCAUGUUCUAUUACUUGUGAGUUUAUAGUAUAUAAUUAAAUUAUUAUUAUUAAUAUUCAUGUGUUA